GUUGAGUUUCAUCUCGGUCCCAUUCGAGUCUUCAGUCGUUGGACAUCCUCCAUUCCUUACGUCCUUAUCUCUCCUUUCUUUUCUACUACAUUGAGAAAGUGUUUCUCCUUCUCUCGACAUCACCUCAAGAUUCCCACAAUGCCUCCCAAACGCAAGUCCUCCGGUCCUAGCGAAGUCCCGGCCAAAAAGGCUCGUACCUCAGCCGUCAGAAAGCCAGAACUCACACUCGAUUCCCUGUCCAAGCUCACUCGCGACGACCUCGAGAGUUUCUCCAAGGAAGCAUUGGUGAACUACGUCCUCGAAAUCCAGGCCAAGGAAUUAGCAGUGAAUGCUGCUGCCGCACAGGAAGAUGCAAGAAAGCUUCGGGCUCAGGUCGAUAAACUGGAAGACCUGAUGGCUAGUGGGAUUGAAAGCAGAUGAAGUGGCAGUAAGUUCUCUCUUCUGAUUGCUGUUUUGAUCUGUGAUUAGCUUCAUGAGCUGAUCAGUUAUGUCUUUAUAGACCCUCAUGCAAAACUGGAGGAAAGAGAUGAGAGUAUUCCGCCAUGGUCCCUUCCGAGGCGGUCUUCAUUGAGUUAUUCAAUCUCAAAGGACAAACAAAGGAAUGGAAGCUGAAGAGGAUCCCGGUCAAGGAUUUCGAAAGAAUUACAGGCUCCAUCACAGCUUCGGUAGGUCUGAGGGAGCUUGGCUAUGUGGUGUAUGGGGUUUGGACUAAUUGUCUAGCAGAUGCGAUAUGGAUACUUAAAGCUUGUUAAAUAGAAUGUUACCUUGAAGUGGGACCGGGAGGCUUUGAGCUUCAGUGUUGCGGGGUACUAUGGUGUGGAAAGAGAGGGUUGA
Molecule: messenger RNA, 834 nt
Organism: Hymenoscyphus albidus
Lineage: Eukaryota; Fungi; Ascomycota; Leotiomycetes; Helotiales; Helotiaceae
Source: the annotation of a GenBank genome assembly